UACCGGUACUGAGAAUUUAUUAUUAACAAUAAAUUGUUCUCGAUUCUCUUAUAUAAUUACGGUAGCCUAUGUCAGUAUGUGCAUUGUACAGGCUUAAGCUUUUUUACUCUUUCUCUAGAAUUUUUGUGUCCUCAAAAUUAAUCAUGCCUAAUGUAGUAAAUAAGUUUUUAGUAGUCUUUGUUGAGUUUUUGAUUUUUUUGUACUAACCUUACUUUGAAUAUACUGCCAGAAUAAUAACAUUUUCAAUGGUUUAGAAUUAUUCCGCCCACUAUUUCAUCACAAACAUAUCAACGGCUACUAUUAGGGACAAUUCAGAUUAAUAAAACGAACCCCUAAUUUGUCCCUGAAACGAGGACAAAUGGCACUAUGGCAGGGUAACAUCAUGGGCAUGUUUGACAUAACAAUAUAAACUGAUUGUGAUUUACUGUCUCUCGAAGGAGCGGUUUGUAUUCGUCGUUAAAAUUGAUGUCUUCAAAUUUAGAGGUUAUUCUUGAAAUUGGAGAAGUGUGUCAUACUGUAAUGAUUGGUGAAAUAUGCAUUUGAAAAUUUUUUGCGAUACAGAUUGCUUUCUAAACUAAAAAAAUGUCAGCAACAAUGAGAAUACUCAAAAAUUUAACAAGCCACAAUUAUUCUGGAUUUGUCAGAGUAUUUUCUACAUCUACUACAUUAUUGCAUCAAAAGAAAGCCAUAGUUCUGGGAAUCUAUACAGAGAAAAAACAAGAAAAUGUUACAAAUAAAACAGAAACUUCUGAAACUUAUGACAAAUGGCUCGAAGGAAAGUUAACAAAAUUACUAUCUCUAUCAAAACCAAUUGAAUCCGGUAGCUCGAGACUGUUUUUUGGCACUACGGAAAAAUGUUCAAUUGUUUCUGUAGUGUCUUUAGGGGAGAAAAAUCCGCAAAAAAACAAUAAUGAAAGUUUGGACGUGAGUAGAGAGAAUAUCAGAAAAGGAAUAGCUGCUGGGAUAAAAAGUUUAAAGGGUCUUGGAAUUGAAAAUGUUGAAGUUGACGUUACCAAUGAUCCUACAUCUGCGGCUGAAGGUGCUUUUUUGUCGACGUGGAAUUACAAAAAGUCAGAAAGAGAAAAAUUUCCUCUUUCAAUUUCACCAUUGAAUAGUCUACCUGAUAACGAAACACCCCUCAAUGGGAAGGAUAUUGUUAAAAAAUGGGAGGAAGGUGUAAUUUUAGCAGAAGGCCAAAACUUUGCGCGACAUCUGAUGGAUUCCCCUGCGAAUUUAAUGGACCCUACUAUAUUUUGUGAAGAGGUAAAAAAUAAAAUUGAAUCGUGUGGUACAAAAGGCGAGAUUAAAGUGAUAAUUCGUGAUAAAACAUGGAUUGAGGAACAAAAAAUGGGUGCAUUUCUGAGUGUGGCAAAAGGUUCUAGUCAACCACCAAAAUUUUUAGAAAUUCAUUACACUGGGGAACAAAACGAAUCCACCAAUCCACUUGUAUUGGUUGGUAAAGGAGUUACGUUUGAUAGUGGUGGGGUUUCAAUAAAACCUUCUCAAGGAAUGGAAGAAAUGAGAGCGGAUAUGGGGGGUGCAGCCACUGUAUGCUCGGCAAUUUUAACAGCGGCAAGAUUGAAUAUCCCAGGAAAAGUCAUUGCGCUUGUACCUCUUUGUGAAAACAUGGUAAAUGGAGAAGCAAAUAAACCGGGAGACGUGGUAACGGCAAAAGAUGGUACGACAAUACAAGUUGACAAUACAGAUGCUGAAGGACGGCUUAUAUUAGCAGACGCUUUGUGUUACGCAAGGGAGUUCAACCCUGCUGUUAUAGUAGAUGUGGCAACCCUGACCGGAGCUAUGGUUGUUGCAUUAGGAGCAGGAGCCACUGGUGUAUUCUCAAAUUGCGACGAAAUGUGGACUAAAUUAAACCAAGCUGGAUAUAUCACAGGUGAUAGAGUAUGGCGAAUGCCUCUAUAUGAACUCUAUUCCAACCAGAUCAAACCAGCCCAUUUGGCUGAUAUAAACAAUGUUGGAAAAGGGGGGCGUGGUGGAGGCGCGUGCACUGCUGCGGCCUUUUUGAACCAUUUUAUUCAAAAAGAAACAAAAUGGAUGCAUUUAGACAUUGCUGGAGUGAUGGAUAACGCGAAACAAGAAGUGCCCUAUUUAGGUUCUGGAAUGGCAGGCCGCCCCACUAGAACUUUAACUGAAUUUAUUAGAAGAUUCAAUGAAUAAUUAUUUGUUAGAAAAAAUCGAAAACUUUAAAUAUUUGGCAAUACAUAUUGGUGCCAGUUCUAUUGCAGGAACAUCCUUUUGGAUUUUUGAAUUUUACUAUGACAAUCACUACUUUUGUUGCAAAGAAAUGCUUAAAAUCAACAUAAUUUGGAAAGAAUAAUUCUCUAUAUUAUCGGGCUAUCCAAAUUUUGGUUUCAGUGAUUUAGCUAGUGUUAGGAACUGAAUUCUGUAAGAAUGUGUUAAUGAGAUCAAAAUCAGAGUUUACCUAAUCAAAAUCUAUUUGGUUUCUGUAUAAACCUUAACUUUAUGGAAACUUUGCUACUACAAGUGAAAUCUUAAUAAAAGCACUUGUAUUUGUUAUAUUCAAUCUUGCUUCUGCUUUCCAAAUAUUUCGGAACAACCAAGGAAUGAAUGCUCACAAAACUUAUCAUUUUUCUAUUUUACAG
Molecule: messenger RNA, 2621 nt
Organism: Styela clava
Lineage: Eukaryota; Metazoa; Chordata; Ascidiacea; Stolidobranchia; Styelidae
Product: cytosol aminopeptidase-like
Biological process (GO): proteolysis
Cellular component (GO): cytoplasm
Molecular function (GO): manganese ion binding; metalloaminopeptidase activity
Source: RefSeq, a predicted model, not a curated record